AUGGGUCAUACCCUAACCAUAUUAGGAUACGACCUUGGCAUUCUCAAGUUCAACAUGGCCGAGGAUACCUACUCCUUCACCCAUAUUGAUCAGAUCCAGGGGUUCACUGGAAAGUACACCAACUUUUAUGAUCAGACAAGUAAUUUGUUAUAUAAUGCAGUGAUCAAUAGUAAUACUUCGUUGGAUAUUAUGUGGUAUAAUGUUAUGACCAACUCAACAGAGGGAAGGACAAAGAUACAUUUUGAUCAAAUAUACGAUUCAUUGUAUAUGGCACAAGUAGACCUUGCCACACAUUCAGCCACAACAAUCAUCCUUGCACAGAAUAUGACAGUUGUCCCAGUUAAUCAAAUGGACUACCAACCAUUCGCUUUUGAUCCAGUGAAUGGCUACAUCUCAAUUUACACCAUGUUGUAUCCAGAGAAUAAUUGGUACCUUUACAUGGUUGACCUCAACACACUAGAGUACACCUCAUCGAUCCAGACCUUUAGCCUCCCACUCGGAUCCAUCUCUGUCUUGUCUUCGUCAUCGUCAUCAUGA
Acytostelium subglobosum LB1 is the source of this 537-nucleotide messenger RNA. RefSeq lists its product as hypothetical. NCBI's taxonomy places the organism in Eukaryota, Evosea, Eumycetozoa, Acytosteliales, Acytosteliaceae. The coding region runs from base 1 to 537 and encodes 178 amino acids. The record is from RefSeq and is a predicted model, not a curated record. The transcript has 3 exons.